AUGUGUUUGCCAACGCGAGCUGAGCGGCUCAAUUCCAUCAUUGCUGACCUGGACGCUAAAAUCCAGGCCCUCGAAACAGAACUCCAAGAAUUGAAGUACAGGCGUAACGAGAUGAUCCACGCGGUGCAACUGCCCUCGGAAAUACUGUCCCAGAUAUUCCUGAUCGCUAGGAAUGCAACCAGCAAGGAGGGCGGGGAGUCGGGUCUGGGCUGGGUACGGAUUGCCCAUGUGUGUAGUCGCUGGAGGAUGGCGGCUUUGGAUUGCCCGUCCUUAUGGGGCUGCCUGAGCAGUUCCUAUUCACCGGAAUCGCUGGACAUCAUGAUUUCAAGAUCGAAGGGGUCCCCGCUCUCAAUCUACGUGGACGCACCUUCCAAUCGCACCAAAGCCGCAAGGAUAGCGCAGUCAAAGCUACGGAAGAUUUUGAAGCAAACACAUCGUCUACAGCAUAUUUCACUCACCUCUGGGCCUUUCCGCCUUCGCACCAUGCUCAAAGGCCUCCUCGCUUCAGCGCCCAUUCUUGAGACGGCGAAAAUCACCAACGUCGUCGUCGCCGUCGACGACGACCCGUUCGACAUUGACCCCGUCAACGGGCUCGAACAUGUCGUCUAUGACCCCACUCUCAUCGUACCACACGGCCUAUUCGCCGGGGGUGCUCCCAAACUCCGGACUCUGUCAUUCAUUGGAUUCAUACCAUCUUUUGGCCCAUCACCCCCACAUUUUCCAAGUCUGACGCACUUCUGCAUUGGACCUUCCUCUAAGGGCAGCUCUGAAGUCGCGAUCGAUCAACUUAUCCUGGCGCUUUCCAUGAUGCCAGCCCUUCAAAGCCUUGAUAUUGAAUGGCCUAAAUAUGCCCAAUUGUCUGCGAAACCUUCAAUUCCCGCACCGAUUCCCCUACCCCGUCUCAAUCAUUUGGGGCUUGAUGUCCCAUGCCACCAUGCAGCGGACUUCCUCACUCAACUCCACCUCCCUGGGUCAAUAGACCUAGUGCUAAAGUGUAGAAGGACAAUUGAAGCCUCACUUCUGCGCCUUGGAAGUGCGCUGACCUCUUCUUGGAUCUCUCUCCCCCUGAGAUCCCCCCAAAGCCCCUUUACCCAGCUUCCUCUUGACCAGCUGGACAUGUCUCAUCCAUCGGGAGCUCCGAUGUUCCACAUGAGUGGUUCUGCAGUCGAAUCUGUCCCGGGUCAAGAGAAGAUUGCGGCGUCGUUUUCAGUGACCCUCGAAGCGCUGGGUGGGGCUUGGAGUCCGACCCUCACCCGCCUCGCCCUUUCGCCGUGGCCCACUACCCAGGUCGAGUCGUUGUCCAUCUUCCAACAGCCACCAGAUGUCACCAUCGUUCGUGAGAUUCUCCUCGUACCUUUUUCCUCGGUUUAUACAAUCGACCUCGAGCAUCAGGCGGUCGAAUACUUUCUCUUUUACCUUCGGUCAGAUCCCGCUUUGAAGAUGGGACAUCUCAGCACAGGGAGUCCACAUCAAAUGCAAACGGCAUCCUUUCGUUUGCCCAACCUCACUCAACUAUCGCUUUCGCCGAGUAUCUGGAUUACCAAAUACUCAGAGGACCGGUGGCUGGACUAUCUGGCGUCAAUCAGACACUUGUUCGAACGCAGGGCGGCACUUGGAAGCCCGCUCAAUCUUCUCCGAAUCCUCCGUUGCAAGGCCCCACCUAUGGAAGAGGUAGAGAAGCUGAAAAGAGUUGUAGCUCACGUGGAGUUCUGGCCCGACGUGCCAGAGCCAGCGUGGCACGGGAGCGCAGCUGCGGGCAAUGAAGUGAUCAUGUACGCACUGUGA
This is a messenger RNA of Coprinopsis cinerea okayama7#130, 1785 nucleotides long. RefSeq lists its product as hypothetical. Lineage: Eukaryota; Fungi; Basidiomycota; Agaricomycetes; Agaricales; Psathyrellaceae. The transcript has a single exon. Gene Ontology annotation, molecular function: protein binding. The coding region runs from base 1 to 1785 and encodes 594 amino acids. The record is from RefSeq and is a predicted model, not a curated record.